CUACAAACUCCUACACUACUCCGAUCCUCUCUUUGUAUCUCUCUCUCUCCCCUCCACCACCGCUGGCCAUCUUAGGGAAAAAUGGCUCCAAAGAAGGGUGUAGCAGUAGCAGCAAAGAAGAAAGCGGAGAAGAAGAUGGUGAAUCCAGUUUUUGAGAAGAGGCCAAAGCAGUUUGGUAUAGGAGGGGCGCUGCCACCAAAGAGAGAUCUGACAAGGAAUGUGCGGAUGCCACGUGGGGUUCAACUACAAAGGAAGAAGAGGAUUCUUAAGCAGAGGUUGAAAGUUCCUCCUGCUCUUAAUCAGUUCACUAAAACCCUCGACAAAAAUCUCGCUACAAACCUAUUCAAGAUGCUUCUGAAGUACAGGCCUGAGGACACGGCUGCAAAGAAGGAGCGUCUUGUUAAAAGAGCUCAAGCUGAGGCUGUAGGCAAAACUCCCGAGACCAAGAAGCCUAUUAUUGUAAAGUAUGGUCUUAAGCACAUCACGUACCUUAUUGAGCAGAAUAAAGCACAGUUGGUGGUGAUUGCUCAUGAUGUUGACCCAAUAGAAUUGGUUGUCUGGCUUCCGGCAUUGUGCAGAAAGAUGGAAAUUCCAUAUUGUAUUGUGAAGGGAAAAGCACGUUUAGGAUCAAUUGUGCACAAGAAAACUGCUUCAGCAUUAUGCUUGACCACCGUGAAGAAUGAAGAUAAAAUGGAGUUCAGCAGAAUUUUGGAGGCAAUUAAGGCCAACUUCAAUGAUAAGUAUGAGGAGAACAGAAAGAAAUGGGGUGGUGGUAUCAUGGGUUCCAAAUCACAAGCCAGAACCAAGGCGAAAGAGAGAGUUCUUGCCAAGGAAGCUGCCCAGAGAUUGAACUAGAGUUCUCCAGCAUUGUUUUCUGGUUCGAAGUUAGAUGUCUUACGUGCUGUAGUCUUAUAUUUACUUUCUUCUGCAGAUUAUAUCUUUACGUAAACCAUUUAGAUCAUAUCAAUUUUUGGGACUAGAUGUCUUUUUGAGUUGGUUAUGCAUGACAGGAAAUGAAAGGCAUUUAUGCUUGUCAGCUCUAA
This is a messenger RNA of Lycium ferocissimum, 1043 nucleotides long. Its product is annotated as large ribosomal subunit protein eL8z. Gene Ontology annotation, cellular component: ribonucleoprotein complex. Lineage: Eukaryota; Viridiplantae; Streptophyta; Magnoliopsida; Solanales; Solanaceae. Gene Ontology annotation, biological process: ribosome biogenesis. The record is from RefSeq and is a predicted model, not a curated record. Bases 82 to 855 code for a protein of 257 amino acids. The transcript is spliced from 6 exons.